This is a messenger RNA of Staurois parvus, 574 nucleotides long. The record is from the annotation of a GenBank genome assembly. NCBI's taxonomy places the organism in Eukaryota, Metazoa, Chordata, Amphibia, Anura, Ranidae.
GUCUUCUGGGAAACACAUAACAAGUCCCAGAAGACGCUGGGCCAUUCACAAAGUGCAGCGCUUCUCGCGCAUGCGCAGUCCGCAGUCUCUGGUCAUCCCCUGUACUGUCCGCAGUCUCUGGUCAUCCCCUGUACUGUCCGCAGUCUCUGGUCAUCCCCUGUACUGUCCGCAGUCUCUGGUCAUCUCCUGUACUGUCCGCAGUCUCUGGUCAUCUUCUGUACUGUCUGCAGUCUCCGGUCAUCUCCUGUACUGUCUGCAGUCUCCGGUCAUCGCCUGUACUGUACGCAGUCUCUGGUCAUCUCCUGUACUGUGUUCGCAGUCUCUGGUCAUCUCCUGUACUGUGUCCGCAGUCUCUGGUCAUCCCCUGUACUGUCCGUAGUCUCUGAUCAUCUCCUGUACUGUCCGCAGUCUCUAGGCAUCUCCUGUACUGUGUCCGCAGCCUCUGGUCAUCCCCUGUACUGUCCGCAGUCUCUGGUCAUCUUCUGUACUGUCUGCAGUCUGUUCUUCCCCUGUACUGUAUCCGCAGUCUCUGGUCAACCCUUGUACUGUGUCCGCAGUCUCUGGUCAUCUCCUG